GAAAGAAACAACGAGGCCAAGCCAGAGAAUGCCUCAACCUCAACUUCUGAACUCAGAAAUACUCAAAACAGUCCCCACCGUUUCUCUACUCCAUGGAGGGCGUUCACGAGCAAGUGCAGAAUGAAUGAAGAGACUGCUCCACAAAAUCCACUUUUCUCGGGAUAGGCUUUGUUGUCUCGAAAGUGGGAGGGCAAGAGGAUGGCCAGGUAACACAUGAUGACGCAAUAAUGGCUUGUGACGUCACGACCACCUGGGUCUAUAAAAAGGCGCGUCAGUGUACUACUUUCACAAUUCGUCUUGAUCUUCCUCAGCAGCAAGCCAACCGUGACCUUCCGCCUACAAUAUGUCUGCGAAAAUGACCAGUCAGAUCGCCUUGGAGGGGAAUAUGGAGCCCAAUCCAUCGGGCUUGCAAUGUUCCCUGGCCUUCAAAUCCGAGGGCGGAAAGCAUGGAGUGCGUGACAUUCUGCAGCUUCACACAAGCCCCAAAGAGCUUGGUGACCAAGAGAAGCCGUUAUCCUCCAUGCAGGCUGCAGACAGGAUCCAUCACCUGUUAUCAUCUCUUGUCCUUGAUCCACUGGUGGAAUCCUUGGUGGAUCAGAUAACAACGGAUAUGAGCAUUAACAGGUCACAAAGCAGCAGCGCCCAAGGGACGCAGGGGAGGGAGCUCGUUGAGGAGGGCAACUUGGAGCUCUCUUUUGACUUAGCAGAGAAGAUAGUGAAGGAUCUCCUCAUGCAGUGUCUGAGGAUCCCCCUCCCUUCGUCAGGGCCAGCUGAUAAAACAUCCGAGGGUCACGGAGGAGAGAUGGCCGCCAACAUCGUGUCAACAGAGGCCAUCAAGAGAGAGUCGGCUAACACCAGCGACUCUGCUGUGGAAGACAGCACCACGAGCAAGGCCGGAAAUGGCAUAUCAAACUUCUUCAGAAGAACGAUCAGCAAAUGGCGGAAGAAAACAUGUAAGGUGGGCCCAGCUCAGACAUGAGCGCCUUCAGAUAAGUAAAUAUCUGCUCUACAGUUGAGACUUGAGCUCCUGUAGCACCUUGGAAAUCUGCCCGAACAGCUGAGACAUGCGCUCCUGUAGAGUUUUACAAAUGUGCUCUACAGUCGAGACAUGCGUUCCUGGAGAACUUCAGAAAUGGGCCUAAUUGAGACAUGCGCUCUUGUAGAGUGUUAUAAAUCUGCUCUACAGUCGAGACAUGAGCUCCUGUAAAACUUCAGAAAUUGCCCUAAUUGAGACCGGCACUCCUGGAGAACUUCAGAAGUGGGCCCAAUUGAGACAUGCGCUCUCGUAGAACUUUAUAAAUCUGCUCUACGAUCGAGAUAUGAGCUCCUGGAGAACUUGAAAAUGUUUGAAAUGAUGUUCGUGGGUGCACACUGAAUAAAAAACCUCCAAGUAACCAGAUGGAGACAUAGUUGUAAUAGUUUAUCAGUUGCUUUAGGUGCAUUUCUCAGAUCAUCAUUAACGUUUUCACAACAGUGUAUUUCUGAAAACAAUUAGUGCAAACUUCAUGUUCAGUGGAUUACCUACAAAAUAACAAACACAUGAUUGUGUGUGGAGGGGGUUGAUGCAAGAGAGUGGAUAUGUUUGAAAGUUUUUACUGUUGACAGACAUUGUGACAGUGUGCAGAGACAUAGGCUUUUACAGUACAGCAUUGUGUAAAUGAAAAAUGAGAGUUGUUCCUGUCUGUCAGGAGAUACUGUAUAUAGGCCUAUCAUAGACAGCUAGACUAUGACAGCUAGUUAUGAUCGGUAGUUCAAUGCUUUUGGAUCUAAUGACUCAAGUGAUGAAAUAAGGCUAAUAUAUGUCAUGGGGUAGGAUAUUCAGCAUGAAGUUAGUAUGGUGCAUUUUGUACAAAAACAGUUCUUUGUUUGUACUAACACAUUGCUGUUUGUUGAAGAUGGGGAGAAACUGUUUCAUUGGUGUGUAUGACUGAUGAUGUGAAGUGAUAAGAUUAUGGAGUUUGAACAACUAGCUUUGAGAAUUUCAAUUAUGAGCUGAGAAAUGUGCCAAAGUGACUUUCACAGAACUUUGUUUGUACUGACACAUUGCUCAGUGUUGAAGAUGGGGAGACACUGUUUCAAUGGUGUGUAUGACUGAUGAUGUGAAGUGAUAAGAUUAUGGAGUUUGAACAACUAGCUUUGAGAAUUUCAAUUAUGAGCUGAGAAAUGUGCUAAAGUGACUUUUUAAAAAAUGUAACAAGUGGCAAACAAGCAAGAUGGCUGUCCCUGUUAGUCCCAUAGUAAACAACUAGCCAACUAGCUUCAGGUGUAGAGUGUGAAAAACUCAUGUCUGUCAUGGUAAACAAAGUGUGGGGAAGUGCUUUAUAUGUUGCAGGAAUCUGGACGUAUGUCAACCUGCUUGGGGACAAAGACGGCGUCACCCACAGACGAGCGAGAGAGAACCGGAUGGUGAACCGACGAGUCAAAGUGGCCCCGGCAUUCUGCCAGAUAAGAUAUAAGCGUGCACACACACACACACACACACACACACACACACACACACACACACACACAAAUAU
Molecule: messenger RNA, 2516 nt
Organism: Sardina pilchardus (European sardine)
Lineage: Eukaryota; Metazoa; Chordata; Actinopteri; Clupeiformes; Clupeidae
Exons: 5
Coding region: 344-979 (211 amino acids)
Source: RefSeq, a predicted model, not a curated record